Molecule: messenger RNA, 5266 nt
Organism: Notolabrus celidotus (New Zealand spotty)
Lineage: Eukaryota; Metazoa; Chordata; Actinopteri; Labriformes; Labridae
Product: SH2B adapter protein 2
Exons: 9
Coding region: 255-2378 (707 amino acids)
Biological process (GO): intracellular signal transduction; antigen receptor-mediated signaling pathway
Cellular component (GO): plasma membrane
Molecular function (GO): transmembrane receptor protein tyrosine kinase adaptor activity
Source: RefSeq, a predicted model, not a curated record
UGUGUGGACAGCAGAGAGAGCCAGAGAUACGGCGGCAGCUCAGUGCGUCGAUCGGAGAGAUGGGGGCAGAGCUGACCGCCUGUGAGAGCAUAUAACCCGGGGAGGAGGACAUCUGAAGAAGAGGGAGUAACCAUGUUUGAUCCUCAAUAGUCUUCAUCCUUCGAUUUGGAUCCAGGAUCGCCUCCGAAACACCAGAGUCAUGAUGAAACCUGUCCUGCAUUGAGCCUCUCCUCGUGGGUUGGCAUGGCCCAGUGAUGAACGGAGCGGUGGUGCCUGGUAGCCCGGAGCUCUCCUCCUCAUGCCCGCUGCCUGACUGGCGAGAGUUCUGUGAGGUCCACGCCAGAGCCUCCGCCGCAGACUUUGCCGACAAGUUCCAGCGCUUCUUGUCGGAGAACCCGUGCUACGACUCGCCUGGUGCUGAUGCAAGCUUCUCCCAGCACUUUGCCCAACACUUCCUGGAGUGCUUCACCUCAGCGCUGACCCAGGCUCGGGAGAACCAGGCCUCCUCGCCAGGGGAGGAAGGAUCCAACUUAGCACCCAAGUACAGCAUAGUUCCUUUCCUUGGGAUCCAGGGCUGCCCGCUUUCGUACGGUCACGAAUUUUACCAGAGACGCAAGGACGCCGGGGCUUCCAGUGAGUCCCUGGACAGUAUGGACAGCGGAGGAGGAGGGAUAGAUGGGGGGGGAAGUGGCCCCACCAGAGGCCCCCAGCCAACCCACAAGGUGUCCGCUCUGGGACAGUCCCGCAGCUCAGAGGACGUUUCAGUCAGCCACCCAAAGGCCCGCUUCAAGAAGGGUUUCUCCCUGAGGAACAUGAGUCUGUGUGUGGUGGACGGGGUGAAGGAGAUGUGGCACAGACGGGCCUCCCCUGAACCAGACGGUCCCUCUGGAACCAGGAAGGCUAACGGGGGAAUAGCAGGAGGAGGAGGAGGAGGAACCGGGGAGGCCGCAGGGGGUGAGAAAUGGUCCCAAAAGCUGCGGCUCCCCAGAGGCUCUCAGGGACACAAGGCUGAGAUGUUAGAGAUCCAGCGUGAGGGAGCACUCAGGUACAUGGUGGCUGACGACACAAACUGUAUGGGAGCCUCACAGUGGCAGAAGUGCCGCCUGCUGCUGAGAAAGACCAAGAGGGAUGAAGGAGGGGAGAAGUUCCUGCUGGAGUUCUACGUACCACCCAAGUCUUCGAAGCCCAAAGUGAGCAUCCCCCUGUCAGCCAUCGUGGAGGUGAGGACCACCAUGCCACUGGAGAUGCCUGACAAGGACAACACUUUUGUUCUUAAGGUGGAAAACGGGGGGGAGUACAUCCUGGAAACUAUUGACUCGCUGCAGAAAAACUCCUGGGUUGCGGACAUCCAGGACUGCAUAGACCCUGGUGACAGCGGCGAUGACAUUGAGCUGGCGUCGUGUCCUCAUGGUCAGGCCUCCAAAGACUGCUCCAUGGUGGCCUCCUGCAGCUGUGAGCUGCUGUCUGAGGGUGUGUAUCGUGCCCCGGAGAGGUCCUGUCCUACAGCAGCUGAACAUUACAGUGCACCCUCAGUCCGUUGCAGAGAACCCCCCUUCACCCAGCACCCAUCCCACAUGCCUUUAGAGCGCUUCCUCCAAUCCCCUGAGGCCCAGACCUCCAACUCUUCUGCAGGCGAUUUGUUUUGUCUUUGGUCAGUUGGCAGUGAAGGAGCAAAAGAGUCUGAAGGGGAUGCCAGCCUGGCAGGUUACCCAUGGUUCCAUGGCACACUGUCCCGUGUACGUGCAGCUCAGUUGGUGCUAGCAGGAGGCACCAGGAGUCAUGGACUUUUUGUGAUACGGCAGAGUGAGACUCGUCCGGGCGAGUACGUUCUCACCUUCAACUUUCAGGGCAAAGCCAAGCAUUUGCGUUUGUCAGUAAAUGAGAAUGGUCAGUGCCACGUCCACCACCUGUGGUUCCACACUGUAUCGGACAUGCUGAGACACUUCCACGCCCACCCCAUCCCCCUUGAAUCCGGAGGCUCCGCUGACAUCACACUACGCUCCUAUGUACAAGUGCAGCGAAGCUCCACUACAGACGUGACCGCGCCUCCAGUCCUCACCCCACCCAGGGAUGCAGCAGUCUGCCGCACAGAUCCAGCCCAGCCAGCUCUCCACCCUGCUGGGAUCCCAGCGCCUGCAGGGCCCCCCCCUGAUCCCCCGCUCUCCUCCAGCACCUCCUCCUCACCCACUGCCCUUCCCUCCCUCUCCCGCAGCGACCCAGGUCCUGGAGGAGGAGGAGUAGUAGGAGGAGGGUUACAGAGCAGGAGUAACAGCUCUGAACGCUUGCUGGAGGCCUCUACUGGCUCGUCUGAGGACUACCAUGAUGCUGAUGGGACUCGCAGGGCUCGAGCGGUGGAGAACCAGUACUCUUUCUACUAAAAUGGCACAGGGCAGGGUUCAGUCAUGAACUUAAAUGAAUUUGAAUGAUGCAGAAAAGGUUGGAGGUGACAGCAGACAUUUUGCUGAAGAUGAAAACGGUCCAAAUCACUGGAUCACACAUUGUUUUGUUGUGUUUGUUUGGAGGCUAUUUCCUGUUUCUCAGAUUUAAGGAAGGUGGUGAGAUCAUGCUGAUCAUUCUGAUAAAUCCAUCAGGCUCAGCGGCUUUAAACUCAGUUGAUAAGAAUGUAAGUGAACGGACAAAAGAAAUGUUGAGUUGAGACCUAGAUGUAGAAAAUGCAGCGCUGAAGAUGAGCGUAGGAGGAGAGAGCUGGAGGAAGUCAUCCAGUGGAGUCAUAUGGCUUUGAUUCACUUCUUCCGACCACUUCCUGCUCCUUGCUACCCAAAGUUCCCUGGGAGCACAGCCUGUCACCACCCCGCUGAAGGGUUGAGAGUUUGAUAUGACCCUGAAGAAACAGCCCCUCCCCUUCAAGCUCCCAAGAGCAUCCCAUUAAUGUUUGUAAAGCUGCUUUGAGUCUGUCCCGGAUAUCCUCGCUGUCCCUGCAGGGUUUCCCUACAAAGUCCUGCUUCGAGUCUGCACUAACAUCAGUACAGUAAUCAUGGGUGUGUUUGUGAUAGCUGGGAGAUGUUUUCCUUGAAAGUGUACAGCCUAAAGGGUCUUCGUGCCUGACAGCUGCUUUGGACUUGGACAGACCAUUGCUCACAGAGAUAAAGAGGAAGGUAUUGGCAUCUCACAUGUGCAUCAAAGCCCAAAAUUAAAAGCAGGUGAUUAUUGUCAGUUUCUAAACAUGCAUAUCUCUGUUUUGUUCUCACAGUUUUGCUGAUGUUUUCAACAGUCACACAAGUAAUUGUUAGUUGAAAAUGGAAGACAAACAGCACAAAUUCAGUCUUUGUGAAUAUGGCAGGAUGGAUCUCAUUUUGCCGUCACAGUGGGUUGUUUCUAUGAGUGUGUGGUGGUGUUUUAGAGUGAAAAUAUUUUUCAAUGAUUGGUGUGCUACAGUGGUGUUACUACAAUAUGGUUUUCAGGACUGUACUCAAGCUCAUCAUAUCAAUAAACCUGUAGAUUAGAUAUGCUGUUAAUAAAGGAGUUCACUUUCAAGUAAUGCCUUUAAGAUAUUAUUAUACCAAAUCCAGCAUUUACCGGGGACUGGGGACUAGUUUUUCAGAGAGGAGGCAGUGUUGUGUACUGCAUUAGACUGGAACAGGAAGUGCAGUAGGUUAAAGGGUACUAGAUAGCCUUGCUUGAAUAGAGAGAUGUGACAUUGCUGCUUUUCUUUAUGCUGACUCAGUAUUUAGAAUAGGUCUUUGAGUAAAUAUUCAAUAAUGAAAAACUUAAUGAUGCAAAAUAUUCAUGCUGCUGUAAGAAUUGAUGUUACAGUACCAUUCAUGUCACAAAAGCGUCUACCUUUUAAAAUAUUGUUGUUGCAAAAAUUCUACAUUUUGGGAAAGAGUUAAUAAACUGCUAGCGUACUGUAAGCUUAUCUCAGUGUACAGACUUCAAGCUAGCACCACCAGCCUCCCAGUUUCCUUACAGGUUAGCACCCAUGUGCCUGUGCUGGUUACAUACAACUUCAUCUCCAUUUUCCUGACCAAAUACUGCCAAACUGCGCUUGUUUACACCCAUGUAGUAGGGCACUAUAGCUUCCUGUAAGACUGAUUAGCCUGAGCGACAGCGCCGGCAAUAUAUUAUCUGCAUUUUGAGCGUUAGAGAAAUUACAUAUCUUUUGUUUAACCGGCUAGUAAUCAUUGGUUUACCUAGAGAGAGUCACGACUUGAUGCAUCCCUUUUUUUUUUAAGUUAUAUUUUUGGGCUUUUUGCCUUUAUUUGAUAGGACAGCUGAAGAGAGACAGGAAAUGUGGGGAAUAGAGAGUGGGGGAAGACAUGCAGGAAAUGGUCGACCGGUCGGGAGUCGAACUGGCAACCUCUGCGACGAGGACUAUAGCCUCUGUAUGUGAGGCGCUAAGACCGCUAGGCCACCAGUGCCCCAAUGUGACUCAUCCCUAGCAGUAACACAGCUGAACACACACACACACACACACACACACACGCACGCACGCACGCACGCACGCACGCACGCACACACACACACACACGCACACACCUGCUAUUUUAAAUCUGAAACUCAAGAAGGGAUACAAGUCAUUGCUUUGUGGAGCUUUAUGCACCAGACUACUUUAAGCAGACUUGUGCUCAGAAAACCCCAUGUGUCAAAAAAUAGUAUGACACAUGAGUUCUCAUAAAACUUUCAUAUGUUGUUUUACGCCUACACACUUGUUGAAUUAGCCGCGCCAUACUCUGACCCUCAAAGAUGCUAUCAGGCCGCUUUGACAGAGCCUUGCUAGAUGUUUUCUGUUUAUAUGCUAAGGCUGGCUGUUACAAACUAACCAUAACAACCCUACAGUGGUAUCAAACUUCUUGUUUAUCUGCUGCUACUGUAUUUCAGGCAUUUGCAAAACUUGUACUCAGUUGGAAUAAACAUAUCAAGAGUCCACAUCUCUCUUUUCAAGCAUGGUGAUGUAGCUUCAAAGGUAAAAUGUCACUUCUGGUUAAGGAGCGGGGGCGAAGCAGUUCAUGUGCCAAUUUGAAUCCUAUUUUUGAGACAUAUUUAUUCCUCAGCCGUUGUAAAUUACUUAUUUAUGUACAAUUGAUUGAUUCUUCUCGAUGAAACAUCCUUAGUGGAACCUGUGUGUUUCAAGAGCCCAUCUCACACAUAUCACAGAUUAAUCAUGUCUCCCUUUUUGUUUUCACAACACUUCUUUAAGCUGAAUUUUCUGUUGUCUGACUGGGUUUUGAAGAGUCUGUGCAAUUUUGUACAAAGUGAUGUAAUUGACAUACUACUUUAUAUUUCUGUGAAUAAAAUGUGAACAAAC